AUGCCUGACGGCGGACCGCAGCUCCCGGCGCUGGCGAACUUGCUAGUCUUGUUGGCGGCGGCGCUGGGCGGCGGCCAGAACGCAACCGCCAGCGGCGGCACAAAGGCGCCUGCCACCUCCGCGCCUGCCAGCUACGUGUCUGGCGUGCCCACCCGCAUCUCUGAUGGCGACAGCCUGGUUGUGGGCGACACGCGGGUGCGGCUGUUCGGCAUUGACGCUCCAGAGCUGGCACAGGAGUGCUUGGAUGCGGCGGGCGCACCCUACCCCUGCGGCGAGGUGUCCCGGGACGCGCUCAUCGCCAAGAUCGGCGGCUCGGAAGUGCGGUGCGAGGAGAAGGACACCGACCAGUUUGACCGGAUGGUGGCGGUCUGCUAUCUGCCGCUGCCCGAUGGCACCAGCCUCGACCUGAACGGCUGGAUGGUGGAGCAAGGGCUGGCAGUUGCCUACAGGCAAGCUUGCGGCGGCCUGCGGCGUGGUGGCAGCUCGUGGCGGUACACCGAUGACUACGUGGCGGCCGAGGAGGCGGCACGGCAGGCUCAGCGUGGCAUGUGGGCCGGCGAGUUCCAGGAGCCCGAAGACUUCCGCCGCAACGGCCCCCCCUCCUCCUCCUCUGCUGCCGCCGAAGACGCUGCCGAGGCCGAGGACCCGCAGCCCCCAGCGGAGCAGGGUGCAGCAGGGGGCGAGCAGGAUGCCUCUGGCGCCGGCGACGGCAGCGGAGGAGAGGCCGGCGGCGGCGGCGGCUGCUACAUCAAGGGCAACAUCUCGAGGUCCACCGGGGAGAAGAUCUUCCACGUCCCGGGCAGCCCCACAUACGACAGCGUGGUGAUCGACGAGAGCCAGGGCGAGCGCUGGUUCUGCAGCGAGGCGGAGGCGGAGGCGGCGGGGUGGCGGGCGCCCAGGUGA
This is a messenger RNA of Chlorella variabilis, 903 nucleotides long. RefSeq lists its product as hypothetical. Gene Ontology annotation, cellular component: cytosol; nucleus. The transcript is spliced from 6 exons. Gene Ontology annotation, molecular function: nuclease activity; RNA binding. Lineage: Eukaryota; Viridiplantae; Chlorophyta; Trebouxiophyceae; Chlorellales; Chlorellaceae. Bases 1 to 903 code for a protein of 300 amino acids. Gene Ontology annotation, biological process: mRNA catabolic process. The record is from RefSeq and is a predicted model, not a curated record.